AAUGAAUGUUUUUGUGGCGGAAAAUACAGCACUUGACCGAUUGUUUUCUGUUAGAACCUAUUCACCAUGUAAUAAAACAUGACAGUAUCUAAAUCUUCAAAACAGUUACAUUAUUCAUCAUAAUAUAACAAAACUGAAUGGUUUAAUUUGUUUUACAUUUAUUAGUCCCACUUCCUGAGUCAAGCUGACACAUAAUGCAUCCCCCUGAAACCACAAUAUCGUCGAUUAUUACUGCCUUUUUGGCACACAGAAUAUUUCUUAAACAACCUCCUUUUUAAUCUGAUCACCGUACAAUAAUACCCUACAUAUAUAAUGCAUGUAAGCGUUUCUACCAAUACAUAAAAAGCGUGUGUAUGGGAACACACCUCGAUCUUUAGCUAGAAUGGGUCAGAGCACUGUAAUUUAUGCACCAACUGCCUCAAACACUACCAACGACACUGCAAAGUUGGAAUCAACUAUCCCACCCGUUCUGCAGUUUCUGUUUGGGGUUACAGGUAAUAUAAUUGCCUUUAUUGUACUUUUCUCCUCUAGAAAGAAACAUAAGUGGAAGCCGUUUUACAGACUUGUCGCUGGGUUAGCUUUGACUGAUGGUGGAGGAAUUUCAUUAAUAUAUCCAACAGUUUUGGUUAGAUAUGCAUCGAAUUUCACCUACGAUUUUCCAAAACCUCUCUGUAACUACAGUUCCUUUAUGUUUAUAUUCCUGCUGACAUCGUCUGCGAUGAUAGUUUGCGCAAUGUCUUUCGAUCGUUUCAUGGCUAUCCUGUAUCCCUUACGCUACAAUACAGGUAGAAAGAAAUAUCGAGCUAACAUCACCUUAGCACUGAUUUGGAUUACUGCGGCCUUCGUUUCAAGCUUGCCACUGAUGGGUCUUGGAUCUAACAUAUUAUACUAUCCGGGAUCCUGGUGCUUUUUGAACUUUGUCAGUACAUCUACCGUGGACAGGAUCAACUCUUUUAUUUACUCUUUGCUGGGACUGAUGAUUCUGUUUUCAACAAUUUUCUUUAAUGGAAGUGUGGUCUUCUCACUUUGCAAGAAUCAAAUCAAAAACAAGGUUUCUCCGAAAACAAGAAAGCGAAGCGACAUCUUUAAUGCCAUAUUCUUGCUUGUAUUAGUUUCAGUCUUUGCAGCUUGUUGGGCUCCACUUAUGGUUGUCAUUUUUGGAAAUGCCACCAAAUUGAUUUUUGAGGAUGAUUCCGUUGACCUUUUAGCAGUUCGACUAAGCAUCACAAAUUCAAUCGUGGACCCUUGGAUUUACAUCUUACUCCGGAGGGAACACUUAAUUGCAAUCACGCGGAAAUUUGAAAAUAUGUUUGGUAAAAUCAGUUUUGCAGCUAGCAGUAGUCAUGAUGUCAUACCAUCAACAGAUGCACGUCAAAAAAGUUUGGAAAAUACGAUGUCGUCAGGCAAAACACUUUCUACGGACAAUUUAACCAAUUAAUAAAAAUUCAUUCUUUUAAUAUAGAUAAAUUUUAUUUUGUAACGUUUUCACAUGAGUACAAAUGAUGGAACAUGUUUUUUAUUUUACUUUUGGUUGCAAAAAAUAUACAUCUUAGAGAAUAAUUUUAAUGUUCAGCUUUAUAUGAUACUGGUAUAAUAUUUCCGAACAAUCUUGUACAGUAAAAGGUGUCAUUUUUGUAUUAUUUAAUGAAUAAGGAAUCAUUCUUUGAGUAUUGUGAGAUGAUGAUUUCGGUCGGGGCGUGGUAAAAUCCAAUAAAGUCCAAAGGGCUUCAUGAUAGAUUUGAGCACGCUCCGACCGAAAUUAUCACCUCAUAAUAUUCAAAGAAUGAUUCCUUCUUAUAUUAUUUCCAAAUUGUACACUUUCAAACAACAUUAUUUUAAAUCCACUAUUUCUAUGUAGCACAUGCUUGUAUUGCUACGCGGCGAAGCCAAUACCGUUUUGGUUAUGCUAUAAGAUAGGCCCAUUUUUGUGUCACUCAUGUUUUAUGAAGUUACUUGGUUAAAGAGUUCGAAAUUUAUUCGUAAUGUUAUCACAGACAAAGACAGUUUAUUAUGUAAAUAUAAACGUUUUAAUACACACAUUUAUCACAUUGUUCGAUUUCAGCUUUUUCAGCGUUCACAGGCGUUACUGCUUUUUUUAAUCUUUUAAAACAUUAAGCAAUAAUGUUUUAGCUUGUGUAAUAAUGUGCUACAUUUUCUUCAUGCAUUAUGUGUGUUAUAUCUGUAAAUCAAAGUCGACGAUCGCGAAUAAAAAGCUGUUUAUAAAAAAUUUGCACGAAUUUCUUUUAAACUUCGUUAUUGUCAGGCUAAGAUUUAUUAUUUAGAAUUUCCAAUGUUUUCAUUCACAGGUUUUUUUUUCACAAUUUAUCGAAGUGAAUUUGAAACAAUUACCAUAACAUGUUAUAAAAUCAGAACAAGAAACUACGGGUGAAUUACAGUUACUGUAUAAUAUUGGUACAUUAAAAGACACUGAGUAUUUUAUGCAACAAUUUCUCAUGUAUGUGUGUGUGUGAUAAAUCUCAUAAAAGAGAGAGAAUAGAAAACAAAACUGGUCAGAUAAAUCUUAAAAACUGUUUUUAAAAAUUGGAUAUGUUAGCUAUUUAUCAGUGUUUACCCUAUUUUUCGGUCGUCUUUGUGUCAGCGCGGGAGUUCAAGCCUCGGUGGGGGCGGAGGUGGAGCUCCAACAAAAGUGAGGUAAAUGUCAAUUUAAGAGUUAUUGCAAUGUUUGUGUUUGUGUGUGUAUAUAUAUAUAUAUAUAUAUAUAUAUAUAUAUAUAUAUAU
Magallana angulata is the source of this 2739-nucleotide messenger RNA. Its product is annotated as prostaglandin E2 receptor EP4 subtype-like. The transcript has 2 exons. Gene Ontology annotation, molecular function: G protein-coupled receptor activity. NCBI's taxonomy places the organism in Eukaryota, Metazoa, Mollusca, Bivalvia, Ostreida, Ostreidae. Gene Ontology annotation, cellular component: plasma membrane. The record is from RefSeq and is a predicted model, not a curated record. The coding region runs from base 383 to 1438 and encodes 351 amino acids. Gene Ontology annotation, biological process: inflammatory response; adenylate cyclase-activating G protein-coupled receptor signaling pathway; positive regulation of cytosolic calcium ion concentration.